GCAAUGUUGUCAGUGAAUUCUGGAGGGAUACUGGAGGGAAAUGCCAUGUGUCAAAAUGGCAUUUGGAACUUUUUAGCCGGAGUCAUUGUUUCAAAACGGACAUAAAUGGCAUGAACAUCAGAUUGUUUACAUCGGAAGUGUGGGUCCUUAACGGGAAGUAGUUGAGUUUGGCAAGCAAUUGUGGUUUACCCGGUUAAACGAAAGUGAACAAACAGGAAAAGUUACUCAUUUAACGCGCAUGUUUCUUUACCAUGUGUACGAGUUACUGAAUAAUGUUGGUCAGCUACAGCAGCAGCUCGGACGAUGAAUCAGAAGCUGGUGGUGAAGAUGCAGACAUGACUGGUCAUACUAAAAUGUGUGCUCGAAAAUCUCGGCAGGACACCGAUGACGAUGAUUGCCCGACGAAAAAGAAGCUUAAGAGUGACCAAAUGUAUGCUACAACGAGGCUGCCUAUCCCCGGUUGUUUGCUCGCCAUGUUUCCAGAUGAUGUGGAACCACAGGCCGAGGACAGCUCUCUGCACGACGGCCGCGUUCGCUCUUUUAAGCACGAGAGGGGAAACUGGGCCACCUACGUUUAUUUUCCAUACCAACCUGAAGAGAAAUUUGAGGAGAUGAUGGAAGAUCUUCUGUCGACAGCAGCUGCCUUUGGUCUAGCUUUGACCCCACAGGAGGAGCUCCAUCUUAGCCUCUCUCAGACGGUUGUACUGAGACACCACUGGAUCCAGCCCUUCACACAGAGUCUGAAGGCGGGCUUGGCAUGCUGCAAAAGGUUUGUGUGCUCAGCAGACAGACUGAAGGUCUAUUGCAAUGCUGAGAAGACAAGGACUUUCCUUGGGAUUGAAGUGGCAAAUGGGCAUGCACAGUUGCUGGAUGUGGUCCGAGUAGUGGAUAAAACAAUGACAGAGUUUCGCCUCGAUACUUUUUAUCAGGAUCCAUCUUUCCAUGUGAGCCUGGCCUGGUGUGUUGGGGACUUCACUGUGCAAUUGCGGCAGUGCCUUCAGGAGCUUCAGAAUGUGGUUGAUAAUCAUGAAGAGGGGCCUUAUCAUCUGUGGCUGGACUGUGCAGAGCUGCGCUGCCGCACAGGGAACAAGACUUUCCAAUUUCCUCUGGCUCCUUAAAAGCAGUACCAAGGGCCGCCAUACAUGAGUUUUGCUGUAGAGUUGCAACAAUGAGUCAAGGAUUAAUUGAUGAUCCAAUGAAUUGACAACUAUUUUGGUAUUCGAUUAAUUGUUUUUUUUAUAUAAAAAUGUAAAUAUCCUCUGA
Molecule: messenger RNA, 1263 nt
Organism: Dunckerocampus dactyliophorus (ringed pipefish)
Lineage: Eukaryota; Metazoa; Chordata; Actinopteri; Syngnathiformes; Syngnathidae
Gene: usb1
Product: U6 snRNA biogenesis 1
Exons: 7
Coding region: 273-1118 (281 amino acids)
Biological process (GO): U6 snRNA 3'-end processing
Cellular component (GO): nucleus
Molecular function (GO): 3'-5'-RNA exonuclease activity
Source: RefSeq, a predicted model, not a curated record